Molecule: messenger RNA, 924 nt
Organism: Salvelinus namaycush (lake trout)
Lineage: Eukaryota; Metazoa; Chordata; Actinopteri; Salmoniformes; Salmonidae
Product: E3 ubiquitin-protein ligase TRIM47-like
Exons: 3
Coding region: 1-924 (307 amino acids)
Molecular function (GO): zinc ion binding
Source: RefSeq, a predicted model, not a curated record
AUGUCGAGUAAAAUGACAGCCUCUAUCUCAUUGGAACAGGACCUCUUCAACUGUCCCAUCUGUCUAGACCUGCUGAAAGAUCCGGUGACUAUGCCUUGUGGACACAGUCACUGUAUGGGCUGUAUCCAGGGCUUAUGGGAGCAGGAGGACCAGAUGGGAGGUCAGAUCUGCCCCCAGUGCAAAGAAAGUCUUACACAACCUUGGCCCACUCUGAACCGAAAUACUAUUCUGGCGGAAAUGUUGGCGAAACUGAAGAAGACAGAACUCCAAGCUGCUCCUCUUACAGAAGAUGUGGUUGCAUGUGACUUCUGCACUAGAGGAGCGAACCAAGCUGUCAAGUCCUGCCUGGUGUGUCUGGCCUCGUACUGUGAGACUCACCUAAAGCCCCACUAUGAAAACCCUUCCUUUGGAGGGCACAAACUGUUGGAUGCCACCCGACGAUUACAGGAACGGGUUUGCUCAACUCAUCACAAACUGCUGGAGGUUUACUGCAGAACCGACAAACUGUGUGUGUGUGUGAGUUGUGCACUGUACGAUCACAAAGGCCAUGUCACCGUCCCUGCAUCAGAUGAAAGAAUGGAGAAGCAGAAAGAGACAGAAGCCACAAGAGGAUCAUGUCGACCGAAAGUCAAGGAAAAGGAAGAGGAGGUGGAGCACCUGAGGGGAGCUUUGAUGUCGUUUAAGCGCUCUGCAAGGGAAGCUGUUCUGGACAGCACCAGGACCCUCUCAGAGCUGAAAGUAUACCUGGAGCGGAGGGGCAACGAGGUGAAGGAGCUGAUCAGGGCUCAGGAGAAGGUGGAGGUGAACCGGGCGGAGGCCCAACUGCAGCGUCUGGAGCAGGAGAUUAUUGCGCUGAAGAAGAGAGACUCUGAGCUGAAGAAACUCACACUGACCCAAGAUGACGCAUACUUCCUUCAGGUAUAA